This is a messenger RNA of Cyclospora cayetanensis, 3867 nucleotides long. RefSeq lists its product as uncharacterized. The transcript is spliced from 13 exons. Bases 1 to 3867 code for a protein of 1288 amino acids. NCBI's taxonomy places the organism in Eukaryota, Apicomplexa, Conoidasida, Eucoccidiorida, Eimeriidae. The record is from RefSeq and is a predicted model, not a curated record.
AUGGCCGCUGUCGCUUUCGCGGUUUCUGUUGAGAAGCGCAGCCCCUUGGACGCCGCAGCUAAGGAGCGGCGCUCACGCAGAAAAGGCUCAGCAGGUUCCCCCCUUGGGCUUCGCCUUCCUCCCGCGAACGCAGCAGCAGCAGCAGCACCUCAAGGCGGAGGCUUUGCGACUGCUGCGGCAGCAUCUGCAGGGGAGGCUGCUGCCUCACCCCCCCUCGGCGCUCCAGCCGAACUGGCACCCGUGGCUGCUUCGCCAGUCAGCAGCGUCGAGGCUGUCAGCCCUUUCGCAGGCGUAGGGGCAGCGGCAGCGACGGCGGAGGCCAUACGCUUGGCUUAUAGAAAGAGCGACUGGUGCGCACUCACCGCUGUCACAGAGAAGCUCCUUCGCGAGGCGCAGCAGCAGCAACACGAGGGGCAGCCGCAUCUUGUGGAGGACAAAGCGAGACUGCUAACCCCCGCACUGCUGCUGCUUUCUCUGCUACAACCACCGCAACGAGAUGGCCGUGUUCAACGUCUGCUGGCGGCAGUCAAGGAGAUCGUGCAGCAACAACCCCAUACACGACACCCUCUACCAUUAUCGCCUGGAGAAGCCGCGACGCUCCUUGCGGCGCUUGGCAACUUACGUGCCCCCUUUGAUGGCGAGGCCUCUGCAGCACUGGCGUGCAUCCUUGUGGCUACAGCAAGAGAGCAACGGCUGCUUCAAGAUGGUGGAAAAGCACCUGCAGAGACAUCCCAAACUUGGGUGGAUGCAGCUUUUCCCCUGCUGCGUCGCCUGCUCAAAGGGCGUGGCCUCUCCCCAGAACAAGCGUGCUCCGUGUUACAGGCGGCGGCAUACCAUGCGUUUUUCCCCCAGCGCCUCGCGCUGCUGCUGCCACAUACCUUCCCGGCAGCGCCCUGGUCACUUGCAAGCAAAGCAACAACAAUUCCGCCAGGAAUAGCAGCAGGGGCCAGCAGAGGGCCAUGUUCUCCUGCUCCCCUCUACAUCGAGGCGCUGUCUGCAUGCGCGGAGGCUUCGGAUACGCCGGAAGCCUUGGGACUGGCCGCUACUGUUACAGAGGCCAUCAACCGCAUCACUGUAGCACUUCAGAGCAGCAGGAACGGCGAGGAGGUGCUCUCAGUAGAAGCCAUCCUUCGGCUGACCGAGGCUUUGGUGCUGCGUGACUUCUCCUUUACCUCUCAAUUGACGACCCUCGCAGCCCACCCGCAAAGCGCGCAUGAAGAACAAGUUCAGCAGACGCAGCAGCUCUGGCAGGCGUACAAGAAGGACUUGGACGAACUCCUGGAAUUGUUGCUGGACUCCUUCCUGCGGCAGCGGCAGCAGUGGGGGCCCUAUACAGUGCAGGAGCUGCUGCUCUUCUUGCUAGGAAUUCUGCGUCUCUUUGGGCUAGGCAACCUAGAGCGACUAUCCCUUACUGCCAUGCUGAGCAGCAGCACACACCAGCAGCCGCAAUGGCAGCACUUAUCGGAGUGCGAAACGGUGGAAUUACUUACUGGAAAGGCGCACUCAAGGCUUAGGGAGUUGUGGCUGAACCUUGCGAAAGCCAGCAGCAUUAACAGCACAACGGAUGCCGCGCUCUUACUGCGCGCUCUCUCCCUGCUGUGCAGCAGCGGCACGACCUUAAACCUGGCAUCCUGUGAUGUUACUCCCUGUGGUGCACUCGCAGCGGCUGCAGCAGCUGCCGCUCCGCCAACCUCUUUUGGGGAGGAUCUCGAGCGAUGGGGGCAGCAGCUGCUGCUUCAAUGGCAGCUUGUGGAGGCGGCAGACUUUGUACCGCGUCCUGCAGCUGCGUUGCAGCAGCAGCAGCUCGCCGAGGUGGAUGUACACCUGAAGCAGCAAAAGCAGCGUGCAGCACAGCUUCAGGCAAAGACAGCAGCUCAGAUUCUCCAGCCGAGUACAGGCUCUACGAAUCUGGUUCCUGGCACGGACGCAGCACCUGCCGUACCAAACCCAUCCGCAGUGAAAUCAACAUCCAGGACUGCAACACCUCUGGUGCAGCCUGCGGCAGAAGCAGGCCCUAGCGUCCCUCUGCUGCUCAAAGCUGCAACAGAAUCGAUCUUUCACUCCUCAGCAACCGUCUCUCCGCCCGCUGCCCUGCUGCUGCUGAGGAGUUUUGUCGCACUGAAUAGCUGUGGAGACUUCCUGGCUCCCUCGGAGGCAGGAGCAGCAGGCUUAGCGGCAAUGGCAUUUCGCUCUGCUGCCCUCCUCCAACUGUAUAGAAGCUUACAGAGGCAGUACCUCGCUCUGAUGCAACAUCGGCAGAAGCAGCUGAGCCGGGAGCAACCGCGUCAGUUAGAGCGCGACCAGCAGCCCGAACGAGACUCACAGCAGCACGGCAGCCAGCGGCAACACGAAGAGACGCAGUCUCGAUUGCGGCAGCUGCGCCAGUCUUUGCGCUUCGUUCAACAGCAGCAACUGCGCCUCUUGGAUAUGCUGUGUCGACAUGACCGCCAACAUACGCAUGCACGGGAAACCGCUGCAGGACUUAUUCCGCUAGCCGCUGCGUCUCUCCUGCGUCCAGCGCACCUCAAGCUGGUCACGCCAUCCCUUCUAGAAGACCUGCAUGCCUACCUUCAGCAGCCUGAGCGGCAGCAGGAUGCAGCCGCAGCAGUUGUCUCGUUAUUGACGCUGAAAUGCCUCCUCCCACCUGGCGCGUUCCCGGAGGAACUACUGCUCCAGCUGUUGCAAGUUGCAAAGGCCACUGUAGAGGCACUGCAGCCGCGUGCACUCGCCGUGUGCUUGUACAGCUUGCAGCCGCAGGAGCGACACAGCCAACAAGUAUCCCUCUUGCAACAAGACCUGAGAGGGUGUUUACUGCAUCGUGCGACCUUGCUGCUGCCAUUUUUUCCUCCAGAAGAGCUCCUUCUGCUUGUCGCUGCGCUUGUUGGUAUCUCCCAGAACCCGCUCUUGCAGCGAGCGUUCGGGUGUAUGUACACGGCGAUUCCGUUUUAUACGCCGCAGCAGCUGGCCACACCGCUGUGCGGACUCGCAAAAGCCCUUGCAGCCAACCCCGAUAUUUGUCUUGGGGCCCCCUUGGCUUUGCCACCUGACGGCGAAGUGGCGGGUGAACAGGAGCUCGCAGAUAGGGGGGGAAAAGCAGCGGCUUCGUCCCUCAAAGCGUCCGAAGACACGGCGGCAGCUCCACACGAGCUCCUCUGCUGCGCCUCCUCAUUGCCAGUUACCAUCGCGCAUCAGCAGCGCCUGAGCCAAGUUCUUUUGGAGCAUGUCAAGGAGCGGCAAGUUCGGCAGUCACGACAGCAAAAACGGCAAAACGUGGUAUCACGAACUGCACAGAAAAUGCAGUGCCCGCGUCGCGUCCGUCUGCUACAGCUGCUGGAGCCGCCGGCGCUGCUGCAGCUUCUCGUGCUUCAGCUGGAGCGGCAGCAGCACAGCCACUGCAUGCAGCAAUUGGACUUGGCCCUAAUCAGAGCUGCAUGCAAGGCACUGAGACCCCAUCUUCAGGAGCUGGGAAGCAAAGAUCUGCUAGAACUGGUUGCUGCGCUGCACAAGGCCCAGCUGUCAGGCCCCCCGAAGGAGAAGAGUGCAACAGCUGUUCACCUUGAGGUUGAUUCUGUCAGUGCUCUGCUUUUUCCUCUACUGACUGUUGCUUCUGUAGAUGUGCCAGCGCGUGCUGCUACUACUGCUUUUGGUUCCUCUCGUGCAGAAUACAGCGGCUCCAAAAGCAAAUUCAUACCCAGCCGGUUUUUCUGGAAGAUUGGGAGUCUUUUGAAGAAGGAUAUCGGGUCCUACAGUAUUCCAAUGCAUGUGUUGGCUCAGCAUGCCCUUGCCCUCACUCUUUGCGCUCUUUUUAAGGUCCGCAUGGUGGCGUUGGCUGCCUCUCGAGAUGAGCGCUUCGAAAUUCGCUUUUAA